AUGAAGUUCUCUCUCCUUACCGUUACCCUCAGCACUCUUGCUGCCGCCUCGCCCACUCCUGAAAUGGAGCAUGAGAAGCGCGCUCUAGGCCUUCUCAAGCCCAAGACUAGCAAUAUCCCUUUCACCUUCACCUCCACCUACGAGAUCACUGCUACUCCCAACCAAGUCGUCGACGCCGAGAACAAGUUCACUGGCGGACUCAAGAACAGUCACGGUCUGUUCAAGUACGGUAUCAACUCGCACGAGGACAUCAUCUGCUUCAACAUCACCCUCUACGGCUUCCGCGGCGAGUACGAGUCUCUCGCCAACACAGCUACCCACAUUCACGAAGGUGUCAAGGGCAAAGCUGGACCCCCACGAAUUGCCUUCCCUAACCCUGUCGGAAACGACAAGUUCCGGAACUCUGUUGGUUGCCUCAAGGGCCCAUUCCGCACUGGCAUCAAGGCAAACGGCCAGGACACUGGUGUCGGUUUCACUGUUGCGCAGAUUGAGAAGAACCCCGCGAAGUUCUUCACCGACUCGCACUCCAGCCUUGCCGUUCCCGGUGCUUUCCGAGGACAGCUGGAUUCUGGCAAGAAGUGCUAA
This is a messenger RNA of Fusarium sp. VM40, 585 nucleotides long. The record is from the annotation of a GenBank genome assembly. NCBI's taxonomy places the organism in Eukaryota, Fungi, Ascomycota, Sordariomycetes, Hypocreales, Nectriaceae.